AUGGCAAAUAUUGAUGGAGUGAUGGAACGUGAAGUUUUGAAGAUGGAACGCAUAGGUGCACACUCCCAUAUCAGAGGUUUAGGGUUAGGGCCCGGUCUUGAAGCGGCACGAGUGGCAGACGGUAUGGUGGGACAGAUGGAAGCGCGUAAGGCCGCUGGCUUUUUUGUUGAGAUGAUAAAAAAGGGAAUGAUUUCCGGAAGAGCGGUGCUGUUAGCCGGUGAACCCGGAACGGGCAAAACUGCACUUGCAAUGGGUAUUUCUCGUGCGCUUGGCGCUGACACACCUUUUGUUUCCAUAUCAGCGUCAGAAGUUUUUUCAGUAGAUAUGAGUAAAACAGAAGCUCUUGAACAGUUCUUCCGAAGAGCCAUAGCAGUGCGUUUGAAGGAGGAGACCGAGGUUCUAGAGGGAGAGGUUGUUGCUAUUGAAUAUGAAAGGCCGGCUGCAGGAGGCCCUAAAGUUGGUCGUAUAACGAUGAAAACCACUGAUAUGGAGACAGUCUAUGACAUCGGAAAUAAAAUGGUGGAAUCGUGUAUAAAAGAAAAAAUCAGUAGUGGUGAUGUAAUCCAAAUAGACAAAGCGUCAGGCGUCAUUCGCAAGCUAGGACGAGCAUUCUCGAGAACUCAUGAUUACGAUGCCAUGGGGCCACAGGCAAAAUUUGUAGCUUGUCCUGACGGCGAAAUACAGAAACGGAAAGAAACUGUGCAUACGGUUACUUUACACGAAAUAGACGUAAUUAACAACCGAGCGACAGGGUUUACAGCUCUUUUUUCUGGUGACACAGGCGAGAUAAGAAAGGAAGUUAGAAACCAGAUCAAUAUUAAGGUUAAUGAAUGGCGGGAAGAAAAUAAAGCUGAUAUAGUUCCCGGAGUCCUUUUUAUUGAUGAGGCUCAUAUGCUUGAUUUAGAAUGUUUUUCUUUUCUUAACAGGAUGAUUGAAGCUAGUUUGGCACCACUCUUAAUUAUGGCCACUAAUAAAGGCUAUGAUUUUAUACGUGACACGGAAUUAAAGAGCCCUCACUGUAUACCCCUUGAUCUUCUAGACAGGUGUUUGAUUAUUCGUACUAAACCUUAUUCAAGCAGAGAUCUAGAAGACAUCCUGAGAAUUCGUGCCUGUGAGGAAUCGGUCAAAUUAGACCCUGAUGCUGUAACUAUUUUGGUUAAACUUGCAGAACAGACUACCCUUCGGUAUGCUAUGCAGUUGAUUUCUGCAGCAAACGUCAUUAGAGAGAGGCGGCGUGGCUUAGACGUGAACACCCCUGAUUUGAAGCGUGCGUACAAAUUGUUCAUUGAUAAAAGAAGAAGUGCCAAAUUUUUGGACGAAUAUGAGAAGUGGUUUGUUAACGAAUAA
Messenger RNA from Enterobius vermicularis (human pinworm), 1347 nucleotides. NCBI's taxonomy places the organism in Eukaryota, Metazoa, Nematoda, Chromadorea, Rhabditida, Oxyuridae. The record is from the annotation of a GenBank genome assembly.